AUGGAAGACAAGAAAAUUCUAGUAACAGAAAGCAUUAUUAGAGAAUCUCUUCAAAUUGAGGACAGACCUAAGUACCCCAUGGAGAUUGACAUUCAACAAAUUGAGGAAAUUUUAGAGCAUAAGGGAUACGAAGGAAAUUUUCCUCCUACAAUCAAGAAGUUUCUUCCUCCAUGCUGGAAGCUUUUGGUUCAUGUGUUCGUGAGUUGCAUUUCGGGUCGGAGAUCAGGAGCAAACAAGAUUUCUCUAGCCAACACUGGUGCCAUUGCAGCAUUGGCAGCAGGUUUUGUGUUUAAUUUCUCAAAAUUCAUAAUGAAUGAAAUGAUACUAAAUCUUGAAGGGAGAAAAAGAGACAAAUUUUGUAUGUAUCCAAGAUUUUUACAAAUUAUCCUUAACGUAACUCACCCCGAGUUGCAGAGAGGAAAUGAUACUCUGGAUUUCAAAUCCAUUGGUCCAAGUGCCUUUGGACUAAUGAAGCAAAAGAGAGGCGGAAAGUUCGUAUUUGAAGGAAAAUUUCCAUUAAUAAAAUUUGCAAUUUUUAAAGAGGAUGUCAGAGAAGAAUCAGCAGAACAAUCCAUGCCAAUGGAAAAUGAAGAUAUUUCUCUCUCCCCCUCCGGGCCUAAAGUGGAGGAGAUUCAUCACUCUCCCACAGCUUAUGUAGCUGAUGAGCAUGAUAAUCAGAAAGCAAAUGAUUCAAAAGCUUCUCGAGAGGAUGAUGACGAUGAUCUUUAUGAAGAUGUGAAAUUUUUGAAAGAAAUCGACUUUAUAGGAAUCAAUGAUGACAUUCCAACAAACAUAGAAUUUGAUUUUGGUGAUGAAGAUUUUGUUCCUUUUCUUGACAUUCCCAGCAACCGUGUAAAUAAAGUCAAUGAAGUUGCUUCUUUACCAACUAAGACUAGAGAUGAAGGAAAUGUUCUCAAAAUUCUACUCUCUACCUCAAAGCCCUUGGAGGUCACAACAAGUCAAGGAGAUGUGACAUCAGAGAUUCUUCCGUCUGUGUCACUUGUCUCAACAUCAUCUCCAAUCAUUUCUGUCUUAUCUGAACCUUGGACUUCUCAGACUUCCAUAAGAACAAGCUAA
Lactuca saligna is the source of this 1077-nucleotide messenger RNA. Lineage: Eukaryota; Viridiplantae; Streptophyta; Magnoliopsida; Asterales; Asteraceae. The record is from the annotation of a GenBank genome assembly.